Messenger RNA from Lolium rigidum, 1332 nucleotides. RefSeq lists its product as uncharacterized. Lineage: Eukaryota; Viridiplantae; Streptophyta; Magnoliopsida; Poales; Poaceae. The coding region runs from base 85 to 516 and encodes 143 amino acids. The record is from RefSeq and is a predicted model, not a curated record. The transcript is spliced from 2 exons.
AGCCCGGCCCGGCCCGAGAUAUGCCCAGGUAUAAUUCCCUGCCGCCACCGCAGGAAUCCCAGACACAGGCUGCGCGCCCUCACGAUGGAGGUGGAAAAAUGGGCGGGGGGAUGUCUCAUCCUCGGAAAGGCCGGGGUGGAGUUCUUGAAUGGAGUCGGCAAGGGUGUGGAGACGCACAUCGCGGAGCUGGAGGAGGCCGGCCGUGUCAUCUUCAACGGUAUCCGUGGACGCCGCGAAGUCUACUCCCGCCUAUUCCUCCUCCGUUCCAUGGCCGCCGCCCCCAUGCGCCUCAAGCUCUGUGAUGGGACUGGAGCCAGGGUCGUGGGCGACAACGAUGCUGCGCCCGUCGCCGCUACUCCCCCUAUGAGUUAUGAUGGUGGCUGGUUGGAAGGGAGUUCCUCCUUGAAAAACGUACCAAACCAUAGGUCGGCACAUGAUUCUUGGCCUGUCCUCUUGUUCCUCAUAUUCUUAGUGCUUGAUUUCCUGAAUUGCAGAACUGAAAUUACUCUUCUCUGAUCAGGCAUAAAGUCCAGUCCAAACACGCAAAUGCGGAAGCCUGAUUGUUAAUAUGCUAAUAUUUCUGCCCCACAUAUGGUUUUAGUUGUGCCUGCACGUGUGAAGGGAGAUUAUAGUUGCAAGAUCUGAAAGCUAUACAUGCUUCUUGGUAAUGGACUCUUCAGUUGGUACUUGAUGAUCUUUCAAUAUAUAUUGAUUGUGUUGGAUCGUAUAUAUUUUUUAGAUGGAUAGCGAGUUGUAUGUAGUAAGGGUUAUUGGGAGGGGAGACUGAAACUAAGAUCUAUCCGGUGAGUUGAGGUAAAAGGUGGGGUGCCAGAAAUAUUCAAUGUGAUGUAUGUACAAAAUCACUUUUGAUGCUAAAACUUUUGUACAUAUAUUUCAUGGUAUUUUUCCACAUACACUUGUACGUAUAUUUCAUCAUACUUGCCACAUUAUAUGGUGUCAGUUAGUACACUGCAAUGGAGUCAACAAAAGAGUUCUAUAAGGAGAAGCAUGCAGCAACUUUCUGUACGUGCAGAAACACACUACUUUAUUUAUUUAUUUUGGGUUCAAAACAAACUUAGCUUAAGUACCAUAUAUAUGUUGUUGACCCAGGCUAUUGUAUAAUACAGUGUACAACAUGUAUUCUGAACUCAAGAUGGGUAAAAUCAUCAUAUGAUUAGUAUCUAACAGUUGUUUUAAAAACAAAUCACAUACUGUUGAUUUCAUUUUAUUUCCAAUAAAAGCACUGCAUUUUUUCAUUUCCCUUUUUUCAACCAUCAUGCAAAAAUAAUAAGUGCCCUCAUGUUUCUAUUUCUGUUGAGAUUUCCUUUCUUC